CACGGGCUGUGCGCUGGGGUCCUCGGCAAGGGGAGGCCCCUGUGCUCACCAGCCGGGAGAGCAGCGGCGGCUGCGGCGCGCAAGUCUCGGGCCAGCGGGGAGCGGCAGCACCGAGGGAGACCUUGGAGGUGCUGGGAGGCAUGGACUGUGAGCACACAGCAGUUCCACAAGUCACAUUUCAUGGCAGGAGUCCAGCUGUGCCUUAACCUGGCAAAGGAAAAGGGUAGGAUCAGACAGAUCGGGGAUUGCCCAUGAGUGGAGGGCCUUGGAGACCAGAGCCCAGUCAUCAGCAAGCAGGGUGAGGACAGCAUGAUGGUGGACAGUCCUGCAGAAUGCGGCCAGGGCAGGGCAGAGUUUGGCAGAGUCUUUGCUGGUUUUGUGCCCACAGAGCUGGCAGCAGUGGCAGAAAUCAGCAAGCUUGCGCCUGUACUGAGAGACCGCAGGCCCAUGGCAGCUGCUGGUGCCACCACUCUGAUCUGUGGGGACUGUGGCAAGAGCUUUGCCAGGAAGUCAGACUUCAAAGUGCACCAGCGGAUCCAUACGGGCGAGAGGCCCUACAAGUGCUCCUACUGCAGCAAGGGCUUCUACCAGGCCUCCAUGGUGCGGCGGCAUGAGCGCACACACACUGGCGAGAAGCCCUACCGCUGCUCUGUGUGUGAUAAGUCCUUCGCCCGCUCCACCUCGUUAUUGAUCCACCAGAACACUCAUACCGGCGACCGGCCAUAUGAGUGUCCCUUCUGCGAGAAGACCUUCUCUGACCCCUCCACCCUGCUCCAGCAUCGCAAGAUGCACAUGGGCCUCAAGCCCUUCCAUUGCGGCAUCUGCAACAAGUCCUUCAGCCAGUCAUCCAGCUUCACCUUCCAUCGGGCUACUCACACCAAUGACCGCCCCUUUGUCUGCUCCGAGUGCGGCAAGGCCUUCAUCCGCUCCACUGCCCUGCUCAAGCACCGGCAGACCCACGUCCAGAAGGCCUUUCGCUGUGGGGAGUGCGGCAAGGUUUUCCCCAAACUCUCAGGCCUCCGCUCCCACCAACGGAUGCAUGCCCAAGGCCACCGGAUAGAGAUGGAGUUGAGAGAGGAGGAGCGGAGCUGCUGGGAUGUUCCCACGCUGAGGUUCCAAGCCCAUGACCCUCUGCCCCAGGACUGUCCCCUCCCCAGAUUGGCUGUGCAGCCGGAAUCCAGCUCCCUCUUACUCCCCCCAACCAUGAGUCCCUAUACCCACCCCACCUCUAAAUCUGAGAUCCUGAAAGUAGAUAUUCAGAAGCAGAAGUGGAAAAUGGCAAGCAUAGAAUGCUCUGAGAGACUGGACCAGGAAUACCCCAGCAGCAGUUUGGCUCAGGAAUCCUAUGGGGACAGAAAGAGGACCAUGAACACAUGGUGUGAAAAUGAUGAAGGCGAUGAGGAGGAGGAAGCUGAGGAAAGCGACAGUGAUCAUUUUGGGAACGGCAUGCAGAAGGACCAAGAUCCGGUGUCCAGCAGCUCCAUGCCGAAAGACAGCAUGGCAGAGGACCUUCUGUGUGAGGAAGACAAGGUCUUUUAUGAGACCUUCACCCUUAUCAAUGCCAACGGCGUGGCCAAGAAGUUGAACAUGAUGGUCAGUCUUCGCACCAAGAGUGAUGAGGGCGAUGAGGAAAGCAACAAGGAGACGUUGUGUCAGAAGUGGCAUAGCCGGCCAGUGAGGAAGCCUGCUGUUCUUCGGCGCAGCCCGCAGGGCAUAAAGCACUUUGGCAGGGUGCUGCCAAGCUCAACCGAGUACGUGGACACUGUGGUUACCCUGGACAGUGAUUUGGAUGACCCAGCCAGGGACAGCCUGCCGUGCAAUGGCAUGGAAAGCAUCAAGAGCUACGUGACCAGGAAAGUAGACGGUGGAGUGUUCCCAGGAAAUCCAAGUAUGGACUUCAGCAAGCCAGGGGGGAGCAAAGAGUUUCCCCUGAAAAGCAAAAGAGGGGUGAAGUGGCUGAACCCGAAAGCUGCCAACAAGCCAGCCGAGAUAGUGGGAAGUGUCGCAGCCCUGAAAGCAGCCACGGUGAGGAGGAUCAGGAUUGGGAUGCAGCAGGUGGGCAGCAGCGAGGUGGAGGAGCGGCCUUACAAAUGCAUGCAGUGUGGACGGGCCUUUAAGAAAUCCAGCAACCUCCUGAGCCACAUUGACACGCACAGUGGGGCCAAGCCGUAUGCCUGCGAGCUGUGCAGCAAGGCCUACUCGCACCAGGGCACACUGCAGCAGCACAAGCGGUUGCACACAGGCGAGCGCCCCUACAAGUGCCCGUUCUGCAUCAAGGCCUACACCUGGUCCUCGGACUACCGCAAACACAUCCGCACGCACACCGGCGAGAAGCCCUACAAGUGCCUGGACUGCGAGAAGGCCUUUGUGCGCUCCUCGGACCUGCGCAAGCAUCAGCGCAACAUGCACAGCAAUGACAAGCCUUUCCCUUGCCAGGAAUGCGGCAAGACCUUCAAUAAGCCACUGUCGCUACUGCGCCACCAACGCACCCACCUGGGUGAGAAGCCUUUCCACUGUCCUGACUGUGGCAAGGAGUUUGCCGUGGCCAGCCGCAUGGUGGAGCACCAGCGGAUACACACGGGCGAGCGUCCCUUCUCCUGUGCCAUCUGCGGCAAGUCUUUCACCAAGUCCUCCAACCUCUUUGAGCACCAGACGCUGCACACUGGUGAGCGCCCCUUCAAGUGCUCUGAAUGUGGCAUGGCCUUCGCUCAGUCCUCACGCCUCAUCCGCCACCAGCGCAUCCACACCGGUGAGCGGCCCUUUGCCUGUGCCGAGUGUGGGCAGGCCUUCGCCCGCUCCUCCACCCUCAAGAGGCACCAGCAGAUCCAUAGUGGGGAGAAGGCCUACCUGUGCUCAGACUGCGGCAAGGCCUUCCGCCAUGCCUCGCAGCUUACCCAGCACAUGCGGGUGCAUACGGGGGAACGGCCCUACCAGUGCGCCCAGUGUGGCAAGGCCUUCACUCAGUCCACCCACCUCAUCCGCCACCAGGCCAAGCAUGGUGCCAGCAAUGGGGAGCCGUUCUCCUCUUCUGAUGAGUGAGUCCCUCCCUGGUGGGGCAGCUGGACACCAGGCACUCAACACACCUGUCUUCUGAGGGGCCAAAUACAACAGACCUGGGCUUCAUAGGUAGAGCAAAUAUGAGAGAGGGUUUGUAUGCAAUAUGGAGCAGGCACCACUCUCUGACCAAGUUGCUUGUUGACUAGAAGAGGAGAUCUGCAAGUGCUUUUCUUCAUAAAUGCACACGAAAGGACCCAGCCAGAGCCCACCUGUGACAGGGGAUGAGGAGAGAGAUUAUGAAGAAUACACCCACCUUGUCAUCUGUCCAGGCACCAAGUUCAGCUGUUUACCAAGAUCUUCCUGCUGGACAAAAGUUCAAGAGCACAUUGCAAACUGACUGACACUCCAUAGCUGUUGCUCCUUCAUGGGCCCUCAUGCCAAUUCCUGCUGCCCCUUCAAGUGUAGUUCUACUCUGAAAAGGGACUAGGUAAGAAAAUGGAAGAUCUGCUCCCAGUACAUGUGUUCAGAGUUGCAUCUGACACAACACUACUUUUUACUCCUGUUUGCCCUGCAGAGCCAAGUCAGCUAACGGAACUGAAGUCUAUUCCUGCCUGUGUGUCCUUAACAGAAUGAUAAUGAGGAACUGGUCUACAUGUAGAAAUCAUACUAGUUUCACUAAAUAGAUUUAAAAAUACACUUUUGGUUAAAGUGAUGCAAGUCUGCAUGUAGACAAGACAUAUGUUCCAUGCAGUUCAUGUGAAACACCUUGGAAGGAAACAGGAUGGAAUAGGGAUCACUUAGGUUAUGGUUUAUAUGUAGAGUCUCUGUUACUGGUGAUAUACCUAUCUCAUAGAACUGGAAGGGACCCUAAAAGGUCAUUGAGUCCAGCCCCCUGCCUUCACUAGCAAGACCAAGUACUGAUUUUGCCCCAGAUCCUAAGUGGCCCCCUCAAGGGCUGAACUCACAACCCUGGGUUUAGCAGGCCAAUGCUCAAACCACUGAGCUAUCCCUCCCCUGAUGCAGAAGGAAAAAGCCCUUCUUGACUCUCAGAGUCCAGGUUGUGUGUAGGGUGA
Molecule: messenger RNA, 4070 nt
Organism: Mauremys mutica (yellowpond turtle)
Lineage: Eukaryota; Metazoa; Chordata; Testudines; Geoemydidae
Gene: ZNF648
Product: zinc finger protein 648
Exons: 4
Coding region: 310-3039 (909 amino acids)
Biological process (GO): regulation of transcription by RNA polymerase II
Molecular function (GO): DNA-binding transcription factor activity; RNA polymerase II cis-regulatory region sequence-specific DNA binding
Source: RefSeq, a predicted model, not a curated record